GAGCUACGUCAGUCGUCUACGGGACGUAGCCAACGAGCUACGCUACGUCGUAGCUAGAUCGCGAAUCGAAGUUAAUUAUUAAGUGGGCUACGAGAGCUAAUGGAAACGUGAUUAAUUUAUUAACAUACAUCAUUUAUUACUUUAUUCGUAUAUUACAGAACCACUUCUAGAUUAUUAGUAUAAAAUUAGAUGUAAAUAUAUUGGUUUAGAUAUUAAAAAGUCGGCGUCAUUGGUAACAAUAUCUUUGUUUCGUUUAAUAUUAUGGUAAUUGAUUGAAAUUUUCCUUUGGAAUCAUUUAUGAAUGAUUCGUUAGAAUAGUCAUAAAAAAUUAUUGAAUUAAUAUCAAGCGAGCUAGUUAUAAAUAUCCUGUAGGGAUGAGAAUAAAGAUGUUUUCUUGUGCUAUGUUCUUCUGUAUAUUGAUGCUACUGAUAGUGGAUACGAGGAUUGGUGCUUUACCACAUACAACAGGUAACCAGCCUCGAAAAUGUCAUUUAAGCUCAAAUGCCAGUCGGAUCGGCAUGUGUCCAGAUGAACAACCCUAUUGCACUACAGUUGCGUCAGCUCCUAACUUAACGAUUACUCUUGCCUGCGGAGCGGCUCAAGAGUCACCUUGUGUGUUGGAAUACAAAACUGAAUAUCUGUUGACCUGCAUAUGUGAUGACAAUCUCUGCAAUGCGCCUUACAAUCAACAGUUACGGGACGAGCUGCUCAAUUUUUCAACAAACUUUCCGGCGAAUAGCGAUGCCAAUUUGACAGAGAUGUUUUUGAAAUUCACGACGUACGCUAACGUCAGUAACGAAGCCAUUUAUGAAAUGGUAACUGCAAAUACGACAUCGACCUCAAUAGCUCCCGUGACCUCUACGAGCGCUACGACUAAAAACUCAACACACGUUCCUGAGUUGCCACGGGCUGAGGCGUUAAAACACGCAACCAUACCUCCUGAUGAUGAUGAAGAUGAGGGUGAAGGUAGUGGAGUUGAUGAGUCCAAACUACAUGAGCAUGCGUCUCCAGCCGCUCCAAGUUCAUUUCUUCCAGCCAAAGAAAAUGGCGCAUCUUGUCUUUCUCUGAACAUCUUAUACUUAGUACCUUUAUUUCUUAACCCAAACUUUUAAUUCUAGUUUGAAUAUAAUUAAGCGUAUAUAAGAAUUUAUUAGGAUUGUUGACCUAAUAUGGGAACAAAUGACCUCUUUCGAUGGUUUUUAUUUAAUGAAACAGCCAAAAUCAGUAUAGGAAUAACAUUUGUUAUGCAUAAAUGCAUAAUAUAUACUAAUUCAUUGAAAUUGAUGAUUUUAAUGACUAGUUAAAAUUUAGAGAACAUAGUAGAUAGUAGGUACUCUGUGCCAAUUGUACGAAACAUUAAUACCUACUAUUAUUGUUUAGAAUACUUUAAUGACGGGUUAUUUAUAAUUAACGGUCAUAUUAUCGUGCCAAUUGUUGAUAAUUUUGUAUCUACUGAUACAUACAGUGUGUUUCUAUUUAAAACUUAUUUAGGAUUGUUGUAAAUUAAAGUGAUAUAAAGAAAAUUAAGCAGAAUACUUAUUAAAAUUAUAAUGUAUGCUGGAGUAGGGAGAUUAAAGAUCGCUCAAUGCUUAUCUAUUUAGCGUACAUUGGAAUACAUUACAAAUGGAAGUUGGACUUAGUUUUACUUCAUAUAAAAUUUGUGUCUCAUGUAAUAAAAGAUUCUAAAAAUAUAGUAAAGUCCAAAGUUUUUGCUAUAAUUUAUUAAAAGAGGCAUUAUUAAAGACGUAAGUUACUAAUUAAGAUAUAAAAUAAGGAUUUCAAAUGUGAUUCCAUUUCACGCACUGCAAAAUUACUUGUACUAUAAUAAUUAUAUAGAUGCCAGAUCAUUAGAUUCCAUAUUUAUGAUCUACAUUAGGUUAAUGUUAUUCAUUAUUAACAUCGAAAAAACUGCCCUGAAAGCACUUUAAACACUCGUAGAUAUUGUCAAUUAUACAAUUAUAUCUUUACUUUUGUUUGGUUAUUAUACAUUGUAUACUAUCAAUAAAGAUUUAAAAUAUAUCAA
This is a messenger RNA of Pieris napi, 2023 nucleotides long. RefSeq lists its product as uncharacterized. Bases 375 to 1112 code for a protein of 245 amino acids. Lineage: Eukaryota; Metazoa; Arthropoda; Insecta; Lepidoptera; Pieridae. The record is from RefSeq and is a predicted model, not a curated record. The transcript is spliced from 3 exons.